This is a messenger RNA of Saccostrea cuccullata (small rock oyster), 2457 nucleotides long. RefSeq lists its product as uncharacterized. Lineage: Eukaryota; Metazoa; Mollusca; Bivalvia; Ostreida; Ostreidae. The transcript has 2 exons. The record is from RefSeq and is a predicted model, not a curated record. Bases 121 to 2196 code for a protein of 691 amino acids.
GCUGUUUCUUUGCUGCACAUAUCCGAAUAGAAAACGUGAAAAGAAUUUAGAAAUUAGGAAGGGCAACAGCGUAGACAUGCUGUAAUUUGAAAAACUCUUGAUUGAGAUAUCAAUAGCAAAAUGAACAAUCAGGAAAAAUUGUCUUUGGCCAUUUUUGCUAUUUUAAAUGAAGAUAUUGGGUCCGAAAAAGAAAUCCAAAUAAGAAGAGGUGCAUUGGAUAUACAGAGUUGUUUUUUCGCGGCAUUAGCUGGUCCUAUGCUCUCAUACGUUUCGAUAAUCAUAAGUGGAAGUAAAAGGGAAGGUUUUAGAAUACCAGGUUCAGAUUUUGAUGUAAUGACUCCUUUUAAACCAAAUAUCAUUAGAUUGUUCGAAAAUGAUCAAUCAAGAUACAACUCUAGCAGAUUUUCAGCAAACCCCAUAUCAAUUUGGCCACUUUACAUGGAACUUGAAUGUGAGGAAUCCAAUCCUGGAUUUUACAAACUUCGAAUCCCAUUUUGUAAGAGUUCAUCCGACGAUGGUUUUAUUGUUAUGCAAGGAAAGACGUAUUUUAGAAGUGAUUGGAAUUAUCUUUUUUUGCUAGGCAGAAUUCAUUUAGGUGGUUUGCAGCACGGCCCCUGUUUACAAUCUACUUUAUCAGGAGAUGAAGUUGAUCUUGGUAUUUGUAUUCAGUGCCCAUUUUGGCCAAAAAGAGCAAAUCCCUGGAUUAAAAGAUGUUCGAAAUGGCCAAACCAAAACGUUGUGCAAAGGAUCAUAAAAGGUGGAUGUCAUGUUAUGGCAAUCGGUAGUCAAGAUCCAGAUUUAAGAAAUAUAGAAUGGAGAAUUUCAUUUUCAAUGGCGGAAUUAGAACUGAUUUAUUCUAUGAAUCAUACCCAAUUUCUUGUCUAUGGAUUGUUGAAAUUAUUUCUAAAGGAGGUAUUAGAUAAAUUUUGUGAGGAGUCAAUGCUUUGUUCUUAUUUCAUGAAAACAGCAGUGUUGUGGGAGAUUCAGGAAAAUCCGUUCCCUUGGGAUCCGUGUACAAUUGUCUCGUGCUUUUGGUUGUGCUUCAAACGUUUAAUCAGCUGGGUAGAAAGAGGGUUUUGUCCAAAUUUUUUCAUUCCUGAAAACAAUAUGUUUUAUGGAAAGAUCUUUGGAUGUAAACAAGAAUGGUUACUUUGUCAACUCCUUAGAUUGUAUGAAGAGGGCAUUACCUGUAUUUUCCAAAUGCCGUCAUUUAAUUUCAGUAGGAUUUUAAAGACAUUAUAUCCUGUAUGGUUGUUUGAAGAUGAAUCUAGACUACAAUUGAAGCAGACAUUUGAAAUAAGAACUUUUAAUGAAAUUAAAGGAUUUGAAACUUUUGGUCUACUUCACACAAUGAUAAAGAGGCCAAUGUAUUGCUUAAGGAUGUUAGAGGAUAUUGUAAAAUAUCACCAUACAGAGGAACGCAAAGUAACUAUUCAACAUUUUGCGUCCUUAACUUUCCAUCGUCUUUCAUUCUGUCUUUACAAUUCAUCAAUGAAAACAGAAAACAAAUUCUUCUACAAAAGUAACAAGUUGAUAUUGUCACUGCUCACUUUAGCAGAAAAGUACGGGAAUGUAUCUGAAAUUUUAUAUUUGUGUAUAUUCUUGUACAGAACACAAAGGUAUGAAAAAGCCGCAAGUCUUUUGGAAGAUCUUAAUAGAAAACUUAACAACCCCUCUUUACUUUACAACAACAAUGUCAACAUCCAAAAAUACGAAGAUACUGUAGGAAAUGAAGCAUUAUGUGAGAAACUAAGAAAAGCGGUUGCAUUUGAUAUACUGCUAGACAAUGAAAGUUGUUAUAUUAAAGAACUUCUGCUGGAGCAGCAAAUUCAUGCCUUAAAUGAUAAAUGUUGUAUUAUUGUUCCUGCGCUUGUUUUUGUGCAUAUGCUACAAGUUUUGGUAAAUAACGAAUUGCAUAAUGAACACGGAAAAAUUAACGCUUUAGAAAAUCUCUUUUAUCUUGUGCAUUAUAACAAUGGUUUGUUCAUUCCAGACAAACUGAGGGAUAUUUCAUGGCAUAUACUUGGGAUCUGCCAACUUGUCUGUGGAGAGUUUAAAAAUGCUAUGCAGUCCUUUAUGGAAUGUUUUCAAAUUCUAAAACAAGUAAAUGGACUUUACGUUACUCAAACACCUUUUGGAGCCUUACACUUGCGGAUAAAAUACAUUAAGGAUAAAUGUGAAUUGAAUUUCUUAUAGCCUAAAAAUGAGACCGGACUGAAGUCAUGGCACCUGAAAAUUCAACACAUCUUAUAUCUUACUUCAUGUUGACUUUGAAAAAAAAAGUUAUCAGAGAUGACCUACAAAGUGCAGUUAGAUUGAGCAUUUAAAGGAUCUCUUUAACCCUCAGGCCUUCAGGUAUUAUGAUAUAUAUACAGCUUACUGUUAACUGCCGCCAAGUAUAAAAAUGGAUGCGUUUAUUUUUUUUCAAAACUUGAGACAAUCUGUGAUGCUAUUUCC